Messenger RNA from Funneliformis caledonium, 891 nucleotides. The record is from the annotation of a GenBank genome assembly. NCBI's taxonomy places the organism in Eukaryota, Fungi, Glomeromycota, Glomeromycetes, Glomerales, Glomeraceae.
AUGUAUUUUAUUAUUCCCGGGCGGUUAACAUUGGAUGACCUCGGAUUCCUGCAAAUUCAAAAUGUAUACGGGAAACCUGGUACUAUUACCGCUUGUUUUUUCAAAGGUAUCAUUGUUGAUGAAAGUGCUUUACAGAAUAAACCAGAAUUCGAAGUUAAACAAGUGAAGAUUAAAGAUUCGGCUGAUAUUAAGAAUAAGGAUAUUGGUUUUACUACUGAUUUUGAUGCCAUGGAUGCGAAAAUUCAUCCUUCGACUGUAACAAAAAUUAUUGAUUUAAACCCCCUUGCUGUGUUACAUCUUCACUAUCGUUCUGGAGAUUGGCUGACUAAUAGAGGAUUUUCUUUACCGAUUUUAUGUACCGACAAAGAAAAAAAUGAAAAGAUUGUAAAUUCGAAUACCAUUGAGGAUGAUAGUAAAUUUGCAAAUGAUUUUCAAGAAAUCAUUGUUGAACAAACCAAAAAUAUUGACGAGGUUUCAAAAGAAAUUCCAAUAAUCAUGAAGGUUGAAAACAAUAAAACUAAAUCUAAAAAAGUCGACAUAAUUCCAGAGAAAUCUCAAGACAUAAUGGAUAUCAAUGUUGAUCAAAUGAAAGAAGACAAAAUCAUAGAACAAGCAAAUAAAAUCGAUGAAACUCCAAUAUCUACAAAAGAACUCAUAGUAAUUGAAAACGACAAUAUAGAAGAAGAAAAAAAGAUUGAUGAAAUUCCAAAAGUAUCAAAAGAAAUCAUGAAAAUUGAAAACACCAAUGUAGAACAAGCAAAAAAAAUUAACGAAAUUCCAAAGAUAUCACAAGAACUCAUAGAAAUUGAUAACAAUAUAGAACAAACAAAACAAAUGGGUAAAACUCCAGAAUCGCAAGAACAGCUUAAACCUGACGCAGCAUUGACUUGA